Molecule: messenger RNA, 1430 nt
Organism: Aphis gossypii (cotton aphid)
Lineage: Eukaryota; Metazoa; Arthropoda; Insecta; Hemiptera; Aphididae
Product: developmentally-regulated GTP-binding protein 2
Exons: 7
Coding region: 195-1286 (363 amino acids)
Biological process (GO): cytoplasmic translation
Cellular component (GO): cytoplasm
Molecular function (GO): GTP binding; GTPase activity
Source: RefSeq, a predicted model, not a curated record
ACACGGUUUAUGGCAGGUGAGGUUAGGGACUAUUGGACUAAUAUUAAUUAUUAGGUUCUAACUUCUAAACUUCCAAGUUCUUAAUAAAAAAAAACAAUUUACCUAUUAUAUUUUGAAUUUUUUUUAAGUUUUCUUUCAUUAAAGAUAUAUUUUAUAUUUUUGGUUUUGGUUUAUGUUGAUGAAUUUAUUAAACCAUGGGUAUUCUCGAAAAAAUAUCGGAAAUCGAAAAGGAAAUUAACAGAACUCAAAAAAAUAAAGCUACUGAAUACCACUUGGGCUUAUUAAAAGCUAAACUUGCUAAAUAUCGUGCUCAAUUGUUAGAACCAUCUAAAAAACAAGAAAAAGGAGAAGGAUUUGAUGUUUUGAAGUCUGGUGAUGCUAGAGUAGCUUUGAUAGGUUUUCCAUCUGUUGGUAAAUCAACCCUUUUGAGUACAUUAACACAUACAGAAAGUGAAGCAGCUUCAUAUGAAUUUACUACUUUGACUUGUAUUCCUGGAGUUAUCGAAUACAAAGAUGCCAAUAUUCAGUUAUUGGAUUUACCUGGUAUCAUUGAAGGUGCAUCUCAAGGAAAAGGUCGAGGUAGACAGGUUAUAGCAGUCGCUAGGACUGCCGAUUUAGUAUUGAUGAUGCUAGAUGCUACUAAGCAAGAUAUUCAACGUCAGUUAUUAGAAAAAGAACUGGAAAGUGUUGGAAUACGUUUAAAUAAACGGAAGCCGAAUAUUUAUUUUAAAGUAAAGAAAGGUGGUGGAUUGGCAUUUAAUGCUACUUGUCCAUUAAGCAGAGUUGAUGAAAAACUUGUUCAAGUUAUUUUACAUGAAUAUAAAAUAUUUAAUGCAGAAGUUCUAUUUCGAGAAGAUUGUACACCUGAUGAACUAAUUGAUGUAAUUUCUGACAAUCGAGUUUACUUACCAUGUAUGUAUGUGUACAACAAAAUUGAUCAAAUAUCUAUCGAGGAAGUAGACAGGAUUGCCAGACAACCUAAUAGUGUUGUAGUCAGCUGUAAUAUGAAACUGAAUCUUGACUAUUUACUGGAAGUACUGUGGCAAUAUUUAUCAUUGAUUCGAGUAUAUACCAAAAAGCCAGGUCAACCACCAGAUUUUGAUGAUUGUUUAAUUUUAAGAAAAGGUGUAACUGUAGAACAUGUUUGUCAUUCAAUUCAUCGUACCUUAGCAGAGCAAUUUAAAUAUGCUCUAGUUUGGGGUACAAGUACAAAAUAUUCUCCUCAAAGAGUGGGUCUGCAGCAUAUUAUGCACGAUGAGGAUGUUAUACAAGUUGUAAAAAAAUAAAAAUGUUUACAUUAAAAAAAAAAAAAAUUAAAUUUACUAGUAUUAAAAUAUAUAUUAUUUAAAAAAUGUAUGAUUAUAAUAUAUAUUUAUAUUGGUGAUAAUUAAAAAUUAUAAAACAAUUAAAGGAAAAUAUUUAUAUUUAAC